Messenger RNA from Nasonia vitripennis (jewel wasp), 1475 nucleotides. Its product is annotated as putative inorganic phosphate cotransporter. Gene Ontology annotation, biological process: transmembrane transport; monoatomic anion transport. Gene Ontology annotation, molecular function: transmembrane transporter activity. NCBI's taxonomy places the organism in Eukaryota, Metazoa, Arthropoda, Insecta, Hymenoptera, Pteromalidae. The transcript is spliced from 3 exons. The record is from RefSeq and is a predicted model, not a curated record. Gene Ontology annotation, cellular component: plasma membrane. The coding region runs from base 83 to 751 and encodes 222 amino acids.
ACGGACUUAAUGUUGUUUUUCUCUUCAGAAAGCACGUGUCCCCUGGUGGUCGAUUCUGACCUCGUUGCCAGUCUGGUCGCUCAUGAUCGUUCACUCCGGCAGCAACUGGGGUUUCUACACGCUCAUCACCGAGAUGCCGACCUACAUGAGAUCCAUCCUCAAUUUUAACGUCCAAAAGAGUGGAACAAUCUCAGCGCUGCCUUAUCUUGCCAUGUGGAUCCUCGGCUUUCCCAUAAGCUGGCUCUCGGACUACGCGUUGAAAAGGGGUGCCCCGGCCGAGUGCAUCCGAAAAGUCAGCAACACCAUAGGCCUCUGGGUGCCUGCAUUGAUGAUGGUCGUACUGUGCGUCGUGAAGACCGAAAACAAAGCGGCGCUCGUGAUGAUACUGGUGUUGGCCGUAGGCUUCAACGCGGGCAUCACCAGCGGCUUUCAAAUCAACCACAUCGAUCUCAGCCCCAGCUUCGCCGGCACCCUUAUAUCCAUCACGAACUGCACAGGCACCUUUUUCGGCAUUCUCGCUCCGCUGGUCUGCGGAGCGAUUAUCGAAGAUCCGACCAAUCCCAACCAGUGGCAAACCGUCUUCUACAUCUCGGCGCUGGUCUACUUCCUGACGAACCUGAUCUUCGUUCUCUUCGGCAAAGCCGAGCGCCAACCCUGGAGCGAGCCAAGCGACCCGAACCGUCGUUUCCGUCGUUUCUCCACUGUCUACGAGCCCACCUCCGUGGCCAUGGUCGUGCCCCAGCUGAAAUAAACAAAAAUUUCCUAUACAUACACACACACACACAGACACGCGGUAAAAUAAAUGUUGAAAAGUCGAGGGAUCGCGGGAGAGAGAGAGAGAGAGAGAGAGAGAGAGAGUCGAAUAAAGGAGGAGGCUUAAAAUGGACUUUGCCAGCUUAUUAAUUGCUUUCGCAUCGUGAUUUCGAAAGGCUCGCCGUGCUCGUCGGGGAAAAGCAGCGGCAGCGGCAGCAGCACGUACGCGCGAAUAUAGGAUCAAGAUUUGAGGGUGACGAUAGAGCGAGGGAGAGAGAGAGAGAGAGAAAGAGGAGCGAGAGGAGAGAGAGAGAGAGAGAGAGAGGCGAACAAGAGCCGCUGCUCGCUAUUGUUUUCUCGAGUGGCACUCGCUGGUUCAAUGCUCGCUCUCGCUCCGGCGCGCUGCUACCAGAUGUGCGCGCGCGAGUCGCGACUAUAGGUACUGCAGCAGUACCGCGAGAGAGAGAGAGAGCGAGCUCAUUUUUCUGCGCGCGCGGUUUUUUGUCAUCCCCUCUCUACUACCCCGUGUGCGCUUGUGAUUUUUUUUUGCGGUUCAACGGCGUUCUAUAUUCCGUUUUUGAUUUUUUUUUUCUUCAUCGAGGAAUCGUACUCUGCUCAUAGAGGGUUAUUAAGGCUCGUAUACAAACAUAAUAUAAGAAGUCGCAGGAAAAGGGGAGCUCGUCGGCGUCGGUCAAUUAAGGAGGAAGCAGAACAAACCUCGG